UGAAGGUAUAAAUGAUGGGAGUGUCGCAGAGCCGCCAGAGAGAACGGCCAGCCUUAGGUCCGUGGAGCUGGAGCAGCACCUCAGCAGACAGAGACCUGUCACAUCAGAGGUGCCACCCCGGGGUGAAGGAUGCCGCUCUGGGUAUUCCUCUUCUUCGUGAUCCUCACCCUCAGCAGCAGCUCCCACUGCUCGCUGCCCCUGUCCCUGCCCCUCAGGAUGCAGCGGUACGCAGAUGCCAUCUUCUCCAACACCUACCGGAAGAUGCAGGGCCAGCUGUCCGCCCGCAAGCUGAUCCACGACCGCAUGAGCUGGCAGCAGGGAGCGAGAAACCAGGAGCAAGGAGCAAGGAUACGGCUUAGCCGUCAGGUGGACAGCGUGUGGACAGACCAAAAGCAGGUGGCACUGGAGAGCAUGCUGGUGGCCCUGCUGCAGAAGCACAGGUUCAAAGCCAGAGACUUCACACAGCUCACUGGAAGGGCCCUGGAGGCUGCUCCAGCCGUGGUCCCCUCCAGCUCAAGUACUGGAAGUUCAGGGUAUCACUAG
This is a messenger RNA of Chinchilla lanigera (long-tailed chinchilla), 543 nucleotides long. It is a transcript of the gene Ghrh, whose product is annotated as growth hormone releasing hormone. Gene Ontology annotation, biological process: adenylate cyclase-activating G protein-coupled receptor signaling pathway; positive regulation of cell population proliferation; positive regulation of multicellular organism growth. Bases 130 to 543 code for a protein of 137 amino acids. Gene Ontology annotation, cellular component: extracellular region; perikaryon; terminal bouton. The record is from RefSeq and is a predicted model, not a curated record. NCBI's taxonomy places the organism in Eukaryota, Metazoa, Chordata, Mammalia, Rodentia, Chinchillidae. Gene Ontology annotation, molecular function: neuropeptide hormone activity; growth hormone-releasing hormone receptor binding; growth hormone-releasing hormone activity. The transcript is spliced from 5 exons.